AUGAGUGAAGAAGGAAGAACAGUUAAGCGAGAGAGGAAGAGAAAGGACUUAGAUAAGCAGAGAGAGGAAGGAGGACUGGAUGCUUUGACAGACUAUCCACCUGCCCACGAUAAGCACAGCGGGGACUUCUCCACUCUGCUAAGACCUGCGCCGCACUUAAGAUUGAUCCGACCUAAAAAUGCUGACCCCGCCCAUAGUUCUAUUGACGACCGUGAUCAUUCGAUUUUCAUCCAAAUUGAGCAGGGUAACACGAAAACAAACCAGCAAUCCCACGAUGACUCGAUAGACCCGGACAUGGCCGAUGCUAACACAGAUACCGGAGCUUACUAA
Nezara viridula (southern green stink bug) is the source of this 330-nucleotide messenger RNA. NCBI's taxonomy places the organism in Eukaryota, Metazoa, Arthropoda, Insecta, Hemiptera, Pentatomidae. The record is from the annotation of a GenBank genome assembly.